CAUCCUUCAGCAAACAUGGAGGCUAUCAAGAAAAAGAUGCAGAUGUUGAAGUUGGACAAGGAGAACGCGAUUGACAGAGCAGAGCAGGCUGAAACGGAUAAGAAGGCAGCCGAGGACAAAUGCAAACAGGUGGAGGAUGAGCUGGUAGCUCUGCAGAAGAAGUUGAAAGGAACUGAAGAUGAGCUGGAUAAGUACUCAGAGGCUCUCAAAGACGCCCAGGAAAAGCUAGAGCAGGCUGAGAAGAAGGCCACUGAUGCUGAAGGUGAGGUGGCAGCUCUGAACAGACGGAUCCAGCUCGUGGAGGAGGAGCUGGAUCGUGCCCAGGAACGGCUGGCCACGGCCUUGCAGAAACUGGAGGAGGCCGAGAAAGCAGCGGAUGAGAGCGAGAGAGGAAUGAAGGUGAUUGAGAACAGAGCAAUGAAAGAUGAAGAGAAAAUGGAGAUUCAGGAAAUGCAGCUGAAGGAGGCGAAGCAUAUUGCUGAGGAAGCUGACCGCAAAUAUGAAGAGGUUGCUCGAAAACUGGUUAUUUUGGAGGGUGAACUGGAAAGAGCUGAAGAGCGUGCAGAGGUGUCUGAAGUUAAAUGCAGCGACCUUGAGGAGGAGUUAAAGAAUGUCACUAACAACCUGAAGUCUUUGGAAGCUCAGUCGGAAAAGUACUCGGAAAAAGAAGAUAAAUACGAAGAGGAAAUCAAGAUUCUCUCUGACAAGCUUAAAGAAGCUGAAACUCGUGCUGAAUUUGCAGAGAGAACAGUUGCCAAACUGGAAAAGUCUAUCGAUGACCUGGAAGAAAAACUGGCUCAAGCGAAGGAGGAGAACUUGGGGCUGCACCAGACACUGGACCAGACGCUCAACGAGCUCAACUGUAUAUGACACGGCGGCCAACAAGCAAACUGCACCCUCUCUGCCAGCACUCCCCGGUCUUUCCUCUGCCUCUCUCUCUCUGUCCCAGAACAAAACAAUAAGUUAUGAACAGUGGGGGCAGCCGCCGGGCCCUGGGUCCCCCCCCCGGGCUCUGGGUCCCUCCCGGGCUCUGGGUCCCUCCCGGGCUCUGGGUUCCCCCCGGGCUCUGGGUCCCCUCCCCGGGCUCUGGGUCCCCCCCCCGGGCUCUGGGUCCCCCGUGUCCCGCCACGGCUGCGGCUCGAUCCCGGCGCCACGUCCCCCGCUGUCGUCCCCGCGGUUGCCGUCAGCGCGGCCGCCGCUUUUCCUCGCGGUCGAGCGGCUAUUUUUUUAUAUAUAUGUAUAUCUAUAUAUCUCUCUCCGAACCCCGUCGGGAGCGGUCCCGAGCCGCGGCGCUGCCCGCGCGGUGCCGCCUCGCCCCGCCGUUUCACAUUAAACGUUUCUCUUUUCCCCUCCCGGUA
Colius striatus (speckled mousebird) is the source of this 1358-nucleotide messenger RNA. RefSeq names its product tropomyosin 4 (gene TPM4). Gene Ontology annotation, molecular function: actin filament binding. The record is from RefSeq and is a predicted model, not a curated record. Lineage: Eukaryota; Metazoa; Chordata; Aves; Coliiformes; Coliidae. The transcript is spliced from 9 exons. Gene Ontology annotation, biological process: actin filament organization; muscle contraction. Bases 16 to 870 code for a protein of 284 amino acids. Gene Ontology annotation, cellular component: actin filament.